AUGACGCGAACCGUCGGUAUCGCGGGCCUGACAGGGAAGUUUGCACAAUGCAUCACCAAGGCACUGCAAGCUUCACCUGAUGUGUCUAUUCGAGGAUAUUGCCGGAGCCCACACAAUCUGGCAAAGGAAGUCCUGGAGUCUGACAAAAUCGAGAUAUUUGAGGGUGGGUUUGACGACUACAGCAGUAUCAAGAAGUUCGUUCGAGGAUCGGAUGUUGUGAUUUGCUGCUACUUUGGCCCUCCCGAAGUCAUGACACAAGGUCAAAAGGCCUUGAUUGACGCAUGCGAAGAGGAAAAUGUCCCUAGGUACAUUGCUAGUGACUUUGCGGUUGACUAUACCAAGAUCCCGCCCGGAGCUCUGUUUCCCAAGGAGUCAGCAAUGAUCAUCAUGGACUACCUGAAACAGAAGAAGGUUGCCGGGGUACAUAUUCUCACGGGCGGACUCAUGGAAACAUUUUGGAGUGAUUUCUUUGGAAUCUGGAGUUCUCAAACACGCUCCCUUUCUAUCUGGGGAACUGGAGAGGAAUCGUGGGAGCUGACGACUUAUCCAACUGCUGCUGCCUAUACUGCCGCAGUUGCACUGGACAAAAGCGCCGUUGGUGUCUUGCGGUUUUGCGGUGAUCGAAAGAGUGCCAAUCAAAUCAAGGAAACUUUCGAUCGAGUAUACGGAUCCCAGUUGCAUCUCAGGCAGCUCGGAUCUAUCGACCAGCUGUAUGAGACAGUGCAGGAGGCAUACAACAGCGAUCCUACGGAUAUAGCGAGCUGGGGACCAAAAUGCUUCGCAUACUGGUGCAGCAGUGGGAAGGCGCAUCUAGGGGACAACCUUGACAACAGCAGAUACCCAAACGUUGAAGUCGUGGACCUUGAAUCAUUCUUGAAGGGCCAUAGGAUGGAAGAUCUUGACAGAGCAGAUCAAAUCCUUGGGUUUUGA
Penicillium samsonianum is the source of this 930-nucleotide messenger RNA. RefSeq lists its product as uncharacterized. NCBI's taxonomy places the organism in Eukaryota, Fungi, Ascomycota, Eurotiomycetes, Eurotiales, Aspergillaceae. The coding region runs from base 1 to 930 and encodes 309 amino acids. The transcript is spliced from 3 exons. The record is from RefSeq and is a predicted model, not a curated record.